This is a messenger RNA of Paramecium pentaurelia, 1610 nucleotides long. Lineage: Eukaryota; Ciliophora; Oligohymenophorea; Peniculida; Parameciidae. The record is from the annotation of a GenBank genome assembly.
AUGGGUUCUUGUGCAGGAUCAGGAUAAAAUAAAUAAAAACAAUUAAGAGAUGAUAGAAUCAGAACAGAACCAGAUAAGGAAAGAGGAAGUGAUGCUUUCACAGGUGGGAUCAAUCUCUCAAAUGCAUCAAAAAAAAGUCCAGAUUUGAAAGGAUUGGAUUUGCCAAAUUCUAAAAAGAAGACAAUGAAAAAGUAAGAAAGUCUUAAAGUCACACUUUCAAUCACAAAUGGUCCUAUUACAAAAUAUUAUAUUCGAAAGAACCUUCGUUAUUUAGAAGGUGUAAAUUUUAAAGAUAAUAUGUUUGUUGUUCAACAUAUCGUUACUGGAAAAAUUCGAGUAGCUGAAAGAUUUUCAAUUAAUACACUAACGAGUGCAUUCAUAAAUAAAAUAAUCUACUUAUAAUUAGUAAAUAUUUGAUCUAUUUUAGAAUCAUCCUAAUUUGCUUGAUAUAUAUGGAAUAUUUUAGGAAGAUAACUAUUACACAAUUAUUUCUGAUUAUUGUAAUGGAGGAUCAUUAUUAACAUUACUUUCUGAAAGGAAUUCUCAUUUUGAAGAGGGUAUUGCUGCUUAAUGUUGCAGAUAAAUAUAUGAAUUGAUGGGUUAUUUACAUAAAUAUGGACUUUAUCAUGGUUAAUUAAGUUUGAAGAGUUUUGAGAAAUAUAAUUAAGGAAAGAAACAAUUUAAACUAAAACUUGUUGAUUUUAGUUGUUUAUUUUGUAAAUCAGAUAUUAAUGAAAAUAAUGUAUAAUUUUUAUCACCUGAAUGUUGUAAUGAAAAAUAAAGUUAUACUGCAGCUAGAGAUUAAUGGGCAGUUGGAAUUAUUACUAUGGCUAUAGCUUUUGGUAAAUUACCCUUUGAUGCAAAUUCAUUAUAAGAAUGUUUGGACAAUAUUCAAUUAUCUUGUAAAAAGGAAGGUUUUUUAUAAAAAGAAUUGGAGAAAUAAAUUGGUAAUCCUUUAAUUAAAGAUUUGAUACUAUAAUUUUUACAAGUUGUUCCAUCUAAAAGAAUAGAUUUUUUUUAAGCUUUAGAAUCUAAAUGGAUGAAAAAUUAUGAAUAAGUUACUAAAUAAUAAUUUAAAUAAUGUUUAGAUGAAUUAACUAAGAAAAAAGAGGCAAACUUUCUUCAAUCUUGUUUUCUUAUAAUGAUGAUCAAAUAAUUUGAUGAUUAAUACUCUUAAAUAUAAGAAAUAUUUAAUGGAUUAGAUCUUGAUAAGAAUGGAAGACUCACUAAACCAGAAUUAGUUAAACAUUAUACUUAAUAUUUUAAUGGUUAAUACAAACCUUAUGAGAUCUAAGAAUUUGUAAAUGAAAUAUUUGAUGCUUCAGAUAUAAAUCAUAGUGGUGAUCUAGAAUUUUCUGAAUUUUUAAUUGCCUUAUCAAAUCAAAAAACCAUUAUAAAUAAUGAAAAUUUAAAAUCCAUUUUUAAUCAAAUUAAUUAAGGUCAACCUUUUGGAUUUAAUGAAUUACAACCAUUAUUUAGAACUAAGGAAGCAGAACUUCAAAAUUCACUUUAAUAAAUUCCAAAUUAAAUUGUAUACUUUAUGUUAUAUAUUUUAGAUUAAUUUUGAGGAGUUUUAAAAACUUAUGUUUGAAUUAAUAGAAAAUAAAUGA